GGAAGGGAUGUACGGCGCUCCGCAAGAUCGAUUCGUCGACUCGUGAAAUUACGCUGCUCCACCAUGUUUCAUCUGCACGGUUGCUCUGCUGUCCGCUGCCGUCGCGCAUAAGAAUUAGGGUUUUCCUCCCCCUUGCCUUGGGCGACGGCGAAGGGAAGAGGGGCCGACUGGAGGAUGGCGAGCGUGUACAUCCCUGUGCAGGGGACGGAGGAGGAAGUGCGUGUGGCGCUGGACCACCUCCCCCACGACGCCUCUGACAUCCUCGACAUCCUCAAGGCCGAACAAGCCCCGCUGCACCUUUGGCUCAUCAUCGCGAGAGAAUACUUCAAGCAAGGAAAGAUAGAACAGUUCCGACAGAUUCUAGAGGAAGGAUCCGGCCCAGAAAUUGACGAGUAUUAUGCGGAUGUGAAGUACGAGCGGAUAGCCAUCCUUAAUGCUUUGGGUGCUUUUCAUACUUUCUUAGGAAAAGCUGAGAGAGCACCACAGAGGGAAGUACAUUUCAAAGAUGCGACUCAGUACUACAAUAGGGCAUCAAGGAUAGAUGAAACUGAACCUUCUACAUGGAUUGGAAAAGGUCAACUCUGUGUGGCCAAGGGAGAAAUGCAAAUGGCCUCUGACUCAUUCAAGAUUGUGUUAGAUGAGGAUGUGGAUAAUUUUCCAGCUCUUCUUGGUCAGGCUUCUGUUUAUUUCCUGAUGGGUGAUAUGGAACAGCAACACAAGAAAGCUCUGGAAUUUUAUAGGAACUCACUAGAUCUCUAUAAGAGAGCCAUGCGGGCCUAUGCAGAUUGUCCUGCUGCUGUUAGGCUCGGUAUAGCCUUUUGCCGAUACAAAAUUGGUCAGCUAGACAGAGCUCGACAAGCUUUCGAACGAGUUUUACAGUUGGACCCUGAAAAUGUCGAUGCGCUAGUAGCACUUGCAAUCAUGGACUUGCAAACAAAUGAAGCUGGUGUAAUUCGCAGAGGGAUGGAUAAAAUGAGAAGAGCUUUUGAAAUUUUUCCUUAUUGCACAUUGGCGCUCAACCACCUAGCCAACCAUUAUUUCUUUACUGGCCAACAUUUUGUGGUUGAGCAACUGACUGAGACUGCUCUCUCUUCAAGCAACCAUGGACUACUGAAAUCGCAAGCUUACUAUAACUUAGCCAGAUCAUACCACAGUAAGGGUGACAUUGAGACUGCUGGACGGUAUUAUAUAGCAUCUGUGAAAGAAAUCAAUAAACCACAAGAUUUUGUAUUGCCAUUUGUUGGACUUGGUCAAAUACAAUUAAAAUUUGGUGACUUCAAACGUUCCUUAGCUAGCUUUGAGAAAGUGCUGGAGGUACACCCUGAAAAUUGUGAAAGUUUAAAGGCUAUUGGGAACAUUUAUGCAAAUUUGGGUGAGAAUGAUAAAGCCAUCGAAACAUUCAAAAAAGUUACACGUAUUGAUCCAAAAGAUCACCAGGCAUUUGUUGAACUCGGCGAAUUGUUGGUAGAAUCUGAUUGGGCUGCUGCUAUGGAAUACUUAAAGACAGCACGGACUCUCCUAAAGAAGGCAGGGGAGAAAACACCUGUUGAGUUGCUCAAUGGAAUUGGACUUCUUUAUUUUGAGAAGGCAGAGUUUGAGCUGGCUGAACAGAGUUUUAAGGAAGCACUAGGAGAUGGUAUUUGGCUUUCAAUUAUGGAUUGGAGUGUAGGUAGCUCUAUGGUAAGCUGGAGUGUGCAGUACAGGGAUCAGAGCUUUUUUCACGAACUUGAAGAACGCGUGCCUCUUGAAUUACCUUGCGACAAGGUUACCACAUUGUUUAACUAUGCAAGAUUAUUGGAAGAGCUCCAUGAUACUGUGAAAGCCAGCCUCCUUUACCGUCUCAUUAUUUUCAAGUAUGCGGACUACAUUGAUGCCUACCUUAGGCUAGCGGCUAUUGCAAAAGAAAAAAACAAUAUUCAACUGAGCAUUGAGCUGAUAGGUGAUGCUCUGAAGAUAAAUAGCAAGUAUCCAAAUGCUCUGUCUAUGCUUGGAAGUCUUGAACUCCAAAGUGAUGAAACAUGGCUUACUGCAAAGGAACGUUUCCGUGAUGCUAAAGAUUCUACUGAGGGAAAAGAUCCAUACUCUUUACUUCAGUUGGGGAACUGGAACUACUUUGCUGCCAAUCGCCCUGAGAAAAAGGCUCCAAAAUUUGAGGCUACACAUCGUGAGAAAGCAAAGGAACUAUAUUUGAACGUACUCAAGCAGAACCCGGGUAAUAUGUUUGCUGCAAAUGGUAUUGGAAUCUUACAUGCUGAGAAAGCCCAAUGGGAUAUUGCAAAGGAGUUAUUUACACAGGUACAUGAAGCUGCAUCAGGAAGUAUAUUUGUUCAGGUGCCUGAUGUAUGGAUCAAUUUGGCUCAUAUAUUUUUUGCUCAAGGCCUUUUUCAACAAGCAGUUAAAAUGUACCAAAAUUGCCUGAGGAAGUUUUUCUACAACACAGACGCAACUAUACUUCUAUACCUUUCCCGAACACAUUAUGAAGCUGAGCAAUGGCAGGACUGCCGGAAAUCGUUGCUGAGAGCUAUACAUUUGGCUCCAUCAAAUUAUUUAUUACGGUUUAAUGUAGGAGUUUCAAUGCAAAAAUUCUCAGCUUCUACUCUACAGAAGACAAAACGAACAGUUGAGGAGGUUCGUGCAACAGUCACCGAGCUUCAGAAUGCCAUUAGAGUGUUCAGUCUGUUAUCUGUUGCAUCAACGUACCAUUCUCAUGGUUUUGAUGAGAGGAAAAUUGAAACGCAUGUUGAGUAUUGCAAACAUUUGCUUGAUGCUGCAAAGGUUCAUCGUGAUGCAGCUGAACAAGCUGAGCAGCAAAACAGGCAAAAAUUGGAAGUUGCCCGGCAAAUUGCUUUGGCUGAGGAGGCUCGCCGGAGGGCUGAAGAACAGAGGAAAUUCCAGUUAGAAAGAAGGAAGCAAGAGGACGAGUUAAAGCAAGUAAUGCAACAGGAGCAGCACUUUGAGCGUGUCAAGGAACAAUGGAAAACAUCCAGCAAUACCCCUGGCAAGAGAAAAGAUAGGUCCAAGCAUGAAGAUGAAGAUGGCGGGGGUGAAAAGAGAAGGAGGAAGGGUGGCAAGAGGAGGAAGGAUCAGAAGACUAAAAUGCAAUACGGGGAAGAGGAAGAAGAUGAAUACAGAAACGAACCAGAAGAUGAUUAUGCAAACAUUACCAGGGAUACUGGCGGUGACAAAUUAGAGAAAGCCCCAGAUCACCUUCUGGUGGCUGCUGGUCUUGAAGAUUCUGAUGCUGAAGAUGAUAUGGUACCUCAAUCUGCGAUAGAACGGAAGAGACGAGCAUGGUCAGAAUCUGACGAGGAUGAACCGGUGCAGGGAGCAGUGCAACAUAGCCCAAGCGCGACUGAUCUUAGCGAAUGAAAUAAGUAGAGGGAUGAUGCUCUUGACAUUGUAAGUCUGGACAAGUAUGGGAUGAUUUUUAUUUAUGCAAACGUUGGUUCCCUGGCUAUGGAGUAAAAAAAGGGGCUCGUGAUCAUCUACGCUUCUGGACAACAGAAUGUGAAAAUAGAGCUCAAGUUGUGAUAUUCCUAUUGAAGUCCCAACUGUUGAAUUUGCUUUCAAUAUGUGACAACUAAUUUAAUUCGAGAGCUUACAUUGCCCUUAGUUUAUGCUU
Messenger RNA from Brachypodium distachyon (stiff brome), 3622 nucleotides. RefSeq names its product protein CTR9 homolog. Gene Ontology annotation, molecular function: RNA polymerase II complex binding. Gene Ontology annotation, cellular component: Cdc73/Paf1 complex. Gene Ontology annotation, biological process: regulation of DNA-templated transcription. Lineage: Eukaryota; Viridiplantae; Streptophyta; Magnoliopsida; Poales; Poaceae. Bases 175 to 3369 code for a protein of 1064 amino acids. The transcript is spliced from 24 exons. The record is from RefSeq and is a predicted model, not a curated record.